AUGGAUGAAGAUGGAGAUGGGUACAGAUGGGAGGGGAAUUACGAGAAAACGUGGGAGCUGAUAAAAGAAACAGAUGGAGGACUAGUAGACUUAACCACCAGCAGUGCAAAACGAGAGAAGCGCAGGCUGAUCCAACAGAGACUAUCAAAUGUCAAGCUGGGGGUUAUGAGACACGUGUUUCUGCUUCUUGAUCAGUCUGUUAACAUGGAGGAUAAUGAUCUCAAGCCGAGCAGAUUCAUAUGUCUGAAGAAACUUUCCGAGCAGUUUAUUCUCGAGUUUUACGAUCAGAAUCCUAUCUCACAGAUCGGAGUUAUAGCUGUUAAAAACGGUAAAGGUCAGAAAAUAUCAGAUCUAAGCAGUAAUAUCAAUAAACACAUAGCAAAUAUCAAAGCUCAAAAAGCUUGCGAGGGUGCUUUUUCUCUGUACAAUGGCUUAGAAACAGCGUUCAAAAUAUUAUCAAGUAUGCCAUCUUAUGCUAGUCGAGAAAUAAUAAUCGUUGCUGGAUCUCUAACCAGUGUAGAUCCUCACCCAAUAAACGACAUGUUGACUCAACUAGCAGAGAGCAAUAUAAGGGUCUCCGUUAUAGGACUCAGUGCUUCUGUUCAAAUAUUUAACAGAGUAUCCUCCGCAACAAAUGGAACAUACAAUGUAAUGUUGGACGAGCAGCAUCUCCAAGAGCUGUUGAGGUUGCAAUGUGCACCCCCCGCUGCAACCCCCACUAUGGAACCAAGUCUGGUGAAAAUGGGGUUUCCCCCGCAUGUAACAGACGGCACGUUGUCUUUGUGUCAGUGCCACGUGGAGGACAAAACCAAGGCUGAACUAACCACUCAAGGGUUCACCUGCCCCACGUGUUCUAGCAAGUACUGCGAGGUCCCUGUGGAAUGUAAAAUAUGUUCCCUGACGCUGGUUUGUGCUCCUCACCUGGCUCGAUCUUAUCACCACCUGUUUCCUCUGUCAGAGUUCACUGAAACAUCCACAGAGGACCUCAUUGAUGACACCAUGGUGUGUGGGGGCUGCUCCAAAACUUUCGCAAAUCAGAAACAUGUGUACCGUUGCAGAUGUAUCAUGGGGUAUAAACAGGAACUGAACUUCUCUUAUCUCGACAGAUGA
Bolinopsis microptera is the source of this 1110-nucleotide messenger RNA. RefSeq names its product general transcription factor IIH subunit 2-like. The record is from RefSeq and is a predicted model, not a curated record. The transcript has 2 exons. Gene Ontology annotation, biological process: regulation of transcription by RNA polymerase II; nucleotide-excision repair; DNA-templated transcription. NCBI's taxonomy places the organism in Eukaryota, Metazoa, Ctenophora, Tentaculata, Lobata, Bolinopsidae. Gene Ontology annotation, cellular component: transcription factor TFIIH holo complex; transcription factor TFIIH core complex. Bases 1 to 1110 code for a protein of 369 amino acids.